Messenger RNA from Magnolia sinica, 918 nucleotides. RefSeq lists its product as uncharacterized. The record is from RefSeq and is a predicted model, not a curated record. Gene Ontology annotation, molecular function: RNA binding. Lineage: Eukaryota; Viridiplantae; Streptophyta; Magnoliopsida; Magnoliales; Magnoliaceae. Bases 1 to 918 code for a protein of 305 amino acids. The transcript has 2 exons.
AUGAGGGGAUGGUCUCAGUACCACCCCAACAUCUCUCGAGCUAGGAAUCGGAGUCCCUUUCUAAAUGGAAUCGAUCGAUGGAGGGCAUAUGAAGGCCCUAAAUGCCUGUUUGUGGGGAAUCUCCCUUUCUCUUGUUCCAUAGAAGAUCUAUUGAAGAUCUUCCAGAGGUAUGGUAGAUUAUCUGAGGUUUUCCUUCCUCUAUUUCCUGGUACCGGUAAAUCUCAUGGUUUUGCUUUCAUCAAGUUUAUGUAUGAAGAUGACGCCCGUGCGGCCAAAGGUGUUCUCAAUGGAAAAUGCGUAGACGGGAGGAAGGAUACUGUCGAGGAUGCCAGACCUAGGAAAGGCAAGAAGGUUGAUGUCCCUCAAUCCAUUUUCCCCCAAAAGCCUGAUUCCAUGUCCUUCUCCUUCCCUGCAACAGAUCCGCCCAACCAUAAGGGAUGGGAAGUCCCCAACCUACAUCAGUCUACUUCGAGUCACCGGUCCUUCAUCGCUGACUCUUCUGAAGUUGCUUGUAAGCUGAAGGCCCAUGAGACCCCAAGUCCUCCUCCUGAGGUCAGUCAUCUCAACCCAUGCAUUGCCCCUACAGGGGGAACGUUAGCUAUUAUUCCCUUGAGCAAAGUAGUAACUACCCCAGCAGUCGACGACAACCAAGAAGAUGUGGUAGAGCAGAACCCAGUCUCCCUGUUAUCGACAGCCCUUAGCACAGACACUUCCAGGGGCCAGCCCGGUUACAACUCCGCUUCUGUUCAGGUGCCAGCCUCGCCUCUCGCUACAUUCCAUCAACCAGGUAUGGAUUUGCAUUUUGUUCCUGGAGCAACUGCUAACCACCUCUCUACUAAAUCGGGCCUCCUUGACUGCGGGCCUUCAGCCAUCUCUCCUGAAGCAGAUUUCUCGAAUACCCAUCCCCUCUGCGUUUAG